Messenger RNA from Procambarus clarkii (red swamp crayfish), 3063 nucleotides. RefSeq lists its product as uncharacterized. The record is from RefSeq and is a predicted model, not a curated record. Lineage: Eukaryota; Metazoa; Arthropoda; Malacostraca; Decapoda; Cambaridae.
AUACGCUCAUAUAUCCCAGAAUAAAAUAAUCGCCCCCACCAUCACGUGAUGGGAGAUAAAAACAUGAGGUAGUGUGAGAUAAUUGGUGAGUAGGUAGAUAAGGAGAUUGGAGGACUUAAGAGCGAGAAGUGAGGGGGAGGGAGCCCGUGGUGGUCUGCUACAGUGACCAGCUGCUCCCGGGAAUGACUCAUACGCUUCUUGUCAAUUAAACAGCUCUCACAGCCACCACCACUCUCCCCACCAUGGCCGGACUCGGCGCUAAGGAUAUACUGCGCAACGUGACGGCCCUCGAGCAGUUAAUCGAAGAAAUCAACUUUCAAAGGGCCAAGGAAAUGCGGCAGUGCCUCAUGUCCAAAGACACAGAUACAGGGUUUGUCAUGGUGCAAGGAACCACUUACUGGACUGACCUCUUUGUCCGGCACUUCCUCUUCCAGACUGACCGCUCUACAGAUGCUGAUGAUCUAUUAUUUUUUAUCAGAAAGAAGCACCUUAAAGGUUCACGAUACAUUCCAAAAUAUCAGACAGAGGUAGAGGUUUAUAGGAGAGACAGUCGCAAGUUGCCUAUUGGAGACCCUGAUGUUGACUGGGAAGAAACUGUCUACCUUAACCUCAUCAUUCACCAGUUUGACUACACCCUUACACUGGCUGUUUGUACACGCACCAGCCCUAAAGAUCUUCAAGUGCUCCGCCGACAUUCUCAGAAAGUUUAUGCAAGCCCGAGCCGGCGCCGAAUGGACACAAAAGGAGAAGUUGAAGAAAUAACCUACCCCAAUGUUUGCUUUCAUGUAGAUAAUUUUGAUGAGGUUUUUGCUGAUAUGUUAGUGCGUGAUGGAGAGAUGGUGUGUGUAGAGUUGGUGGCUUCCGAUCAUGCUGGCACCCGUCAAGCUGUCAUCUUCUUAGGUUCUAUUAGAUAUGAUGCACUCAAGCGUGUCUACGAUGCUCGGGCAAGUUUAAGCAGCAAAGUGGCCCAGCGGAUGAUGAUGGGCCUGUUUGCUGGAAACAGUAAUCAACGGAUAGAGUUUGUGCGCAUGAAGGGACCACAAGGAAAGGGACAUGCAGAGAUGGCUGUAACCAAACCAAAAGGUUCAGGAGUGGAGACACCCACAUCAGAGCCUGGUGUGAGUUUAACAGACAUGUGGGAUUGUGACUGGGAUGAUGAACCAGAAGAUAGGUUUAUCUACCGUCACCAGCGCCGCCUCAGUGACCCCAGUGCCAACUUCAACACUUUUAUAAACUCCGGGUGGAAGUCCCGCUCAGAGGGAGCCAGGUCACGCUCAGAAAAUGAAGGAUUAGAUUACUUUGCAGACGGAUUAUAUGAGAUCGAGUCAGGGGAUGUGCGAGAUGCGGUGUGUAGUGGUAGAUGUUGUUCAGUGGUAGCAUGCAACACAAUUCGAGAAGAGGAGGAAAUGCCACAGGAAGUGCAGUGUGCCAAAUGCCGCCAUUUCCAUGGGGACCAGCCAGUGGGGUCUGGCCCCCAAGUAGAAGCUAGCAAAAAGUCCAUUCAGAGCUUAGACUUGCCUGGUCUAAUGCCUGUGUGUGAUUCCCCACCCCUCGAGCCGUCCUUGUGUCGUCCUCCCACCCCUGAGUCUCCUCAUGAGGGCAGUCCCCUCCUGUCCUGUUCUCACUCAGAAUCACCCAACUUAACAAAGAAACCUUUCAGUAGUCAGGCUAUAGCUGAUGUACAAAACAAAACUUCUUUUAGCGAAUCAGAAAUCAUUGUGCCAGAUGAUGAUAGUGCAGCAACACACACAGAUACAAUUGCAAAAUCUGAUGUGCCUGUGGUGUUUGACUCUGGGGGGCAGGAUAAAGAAGUAGCUGAGGACACGCCUAAAGAGGAGGUCUUUGUGCUAAUUGAGUCAAAAUUGAGAACUGAUCUAGGAUGUGAUACAAUUAAUGAAACCUCUUUUAUCAGUAGAAGCAUUCAAGAUCAGAUAUCUAAAGCAAAUCAGUCAAGUGAUGUACCUUGUUCCCCUCAAACUGAAUCAGAAUUAUCUCCCACAAGCCCACUAAAGUCUCGCAAUAAGAAACCAGGUGGUGCCCAUAGAGUUAACUCUUCACAAGCAAAGUCAUUUAGUACCCCAGUAGACUAUUCUGGUUCUUGUGAUGUCUUAAACAAUUCAGAGGUCUUGAACAGUCCAGCUGAUCCUAUCCCGUCCACUUCUAAAUUUAAUGUUGACUCUUGUGAUGAAGAGACAAGAGACAGUGUUAUUAAAGCUAAACCACCUCUUGAAAAGAGCCUUUCUGUUGAUUCAGCUAAAAUGACUGCCAUUAAAUCCAAAAUGGAGUGUGUAGAAUCAACAUCAGAGUCUUUAACAGCCUUAAACUUGAGCCCUGUCAAGAGAAAAAGAAGAAAAAUUUCGGUGCCGUAUAGAAUAACUCCAGAUGGCACAAAGGUUAACUUUCUCUGCGAUGUCAAACUAGAUGAUGGUGCAUAUAAUCCAUUGUGGACAACCAAAGGCUUCACUCAAACAUUUCAUUUCUGGAAGGAAUCCCGCCGAGCCCAAUCUGUUCCACUUAAUGCCUAUCUCACUUAUGUCACACUGCCGUGGUUCACCAUUAUCACAGAUAUACUUGACCAUCGGACAGGUCCCAUCCUUACUUUUUAGUGCCCUUGUGAUGAACUUAAGGAAUUUUAUUCUGGUGGAUGUUUGAGAUGUCUCACACCACAUGCUUCAAAUGCUGUUUAUGAGGUGUAUCUGAAAAAUCUACACUUGUAUACAAUGACUACCCGAGGAUGUCUUCAAAAGAUACAUGUAUGUUUUUAUUAUUUUCAAGUGACUUUUUAUACUUUCUCAUAAAAUUAUGAAACAUUAUUGUACUUUAUUUUAUAAAUCAAGCUCAGGACACCAAAUAUAUUCAGUGAGUCCCUUUUUUUUUUUUUACUUUCAUACUCAUCAGUUGAUACAAAUUAUUGAAUGUGAGAGAAGGGUAUUGUUGAUGAUUGUACACACUUGGAGUGAUUGUUUCUAUUAAAGAAAAACCGAACUUUGUAACUAAACAAUAUUACUGAAUGUCUUGUGCUGUGUAAAUCACAGAGGUGAUCCUUAAUAAAUGUCAUUAUCA